UCAGAGUGAUCUUGUUUAUUUUUGAAAUAAGUGCGAUCAAAUUUUGAAACCGAAGGAAAACGUGCCUUUUUUUUUUUUUUUUUUUGCGUGAGUACUUCUACUUGAUAUCAGAGUGAUCUAUCUUGGUCACUCAAGGAAGUAAUUUUUUUAAGUAGUUCUUGCAUUAAUCGUAAUAAACAUUAUGAAGAGAGUUGCUGAUGUAUUGCAUAAAACUGCUGUCACUGGCUUAAUUGGAUUGACUGCGUUAGGAGCUCUUACUUUUGGUUUACAAGUAUUUGAAUAUUUGACUGUGAAGCGCCCUGUAAGAAAGACGGCAAGUAAUAAAAAUUUAGAAACCGAUCUGACGGAUUCUUAAUAGCUUUAACAAAUAUGGCAAGCUUUGUACAUGGGAAAUUGCAAAAUCUUUUGGAAAUUUUUAGAUUUAAAGCCAUUUCUCAAAAUUUUUCAUCAGUGGCAAACAAAAGAACAUGGAAUGUCAUAAGAGCAAAUCAUGUUGCAGUUGCUACUUCCGACAUUACCCAAAGUGUUAAACUGUAUGAAGAUGUGCUAGGAAUAAAGACUAGUCAGGCCGUCCCACAACCUGAUCAUGGUGUUACCACUGUUUUCAUUGAACUGUCAAAUAUGAAAUUAGAAUUGCUUCACCCACUUGGGGAUAAGAGUCCAAUUGAAAAAUUCCUACAAAAGAGUCCUAGUGGAGGUAUGCAUCACAUAUGUUUAGAAGUAGAUAAUAUUGAGAAUGCUGUAAAAGAUUUGAAGGAAAAAAAUAUCCGCCUGCUGAGUGAUGAACCUAAAAUUGGGGCCCAUGGAAAACCUGUUAUAUUUUUGCACCCCAAGGAUUGCAGUGGUGUACUUAUUGAACUAGAACAAGUCUAACUCUUAUUGUUCAUUUUUUUUUUUUUUCUGAAUUUUGGGUUUUUUUUUACAUAUGCUUAGUGAAUAUAAAUAUGCUUUUUUUUAUCUCAUUUCCUUGAUUAUUUAAAAUGUUUAAAUCAGUGUAUAUAUUUUAUAUGAGUUUUCAGAUAGUGUUUCAAAUUAUUAUUCUUGGUUGAGAUGAAUUAAUUCUUUGUCUUGUUUUAAAAACUUUUUUGGUUUAUUCAGAACAUCAGGAACAACAAAAUGUUUAAAAGUUUUUUAAAUCGAUGAGAGUAAUCAGAAAACCAAAUCAUGUAAUACAGAAUUAUAUUUUAUUAGUGCAAAAUAAACAGAUAUGAUACAUUUCUGUGAAUUCCAGCAUUAUUAAAAAAAAAAUCUUAUCAGUCUUAAAAUUGAUUAGAUUUUUUUAUGCAGUAAUUUAUUUUAAGCAUUUUUCAAUAAAGUUAUUCAAUUAAUCAUUCUUAUUUUACUUCUUGGUGUUUAGAUUUUGCAUAAUUCAAGUUUUUGUGAAUUUCAGCUUUUGUUGUUCCAAACCUGUAUCAUAUCUCAUAAAUAAUUUUAAUGCAUUCAUUUUUUUUUUUUUUUCCAUAGUCUUAUGAUCUUUAAUUUCAUCUUGAAUGUAUUUGUUUCUAUGUAUCAAGAUAAAUUAAUCAUCUACUAAUUCUAUAACUAUUAUCAAUGCUGAUGAGAAAAUGUUGAGAAUUUCUUCCUGAUAUUUAUCAACUAUCUUUUCUGAAACUGUAAAUGGAUUAAUAUCUUGUUUUUAACAUUGCUGUAAUUAAAUUAUUAUAUUAUUUUUAAUAUCAGUGCAUCACUAAAUAAACAUUUAAAUCUUUGUUCUUCACAUACCUAUAUCAUUUUAUAAAAUCCUAUAAUAUACACCUAGAUCAUUUUAUAAAUACCUAUAUCAUCAUAUAGAAGUUUUAAGAUUUAUUAUAUUUUAUUUAAUAAACAUGGUUUUAUAUGGAAAGAAAAGCAUUUUGUAUGCAAUAUUAAAUAGAUAUAUAUAUAUAUAAUUUGUUAUUGGAAUAAAAUUUUUAUAAGCUUAAAGUUUUAAUAAACAUUCUUCCCUUUAAAUCUUAACAGUAUUUUUAAUUAAUUUCAGAGGAAUGGAUUUAUAUAUAUAAUGUAUUUCCAAGUGAAUAGUAAAAUUAUUUGCAUAUUAAUUCUCAAAAUGGAUAUAAAAGUAUGUCAUUUAAAGUUUAAACUACUUCACUUUAAUACAGUAAAAAUUUUGGAAAUAGUUUUUUAUUAGUAUAUUAACUGCAUGCCAUUGGUAAACUGCCACUAGUAUGGAAUCUGUUUCCCCUCCCCUUUCGUCUUUUCUUUUUGCAGUUAAUACAUGGGUACUUUUUUUUAUCUUGUUUUGUUUUGCAUAUAAUGAAGUGAUUUGUUUCCCAUGCAUGUAUGCCAUUAAAGUUUUUUCUACGAAA
Messenger RNA from Argiope bruennichi, 2306 nucleotides. RefSeq names its product methylmalonyl-CoA epimerase, mitochondrial-like. Gene Ontology annotation, cellular component: mitochondrion. The transcript has 3 exons. Gene Ontology annotation, biological process: L-methylmalonyl-CoA metabolic process. Lineage: Eukaryota; Metazoa; Arthropoda; Arachnida; Araneae; Araneidae. The record is from RefSeq and is a predicted model, not a curated record. The coding region runs from base 370 to 873 and encodes 167 amino acids. Gene Ontology annotation, molecular function: methylmalonyl-CoA epimerase activity.